ACAGAUAAGAGCACGUGGGACAGUUAUUAUUGCUCUGAUUAAUGUCGGCCCGACGCUUGCCUUGGCUCGAGUUGACCCGAAUCCUGUGCUUUUUUUGCUUAUUUCGCAGCAAUUACACAAUUUCUUCCAGAAUCCUUUGGCACAUACGGCCGUGUAACGAAUCUUUGUGAUGACCACGCCCUCUUGUGUUCACAUUCCUCUGUAACGUCGUCGACGACGCGACAGAUCGAUCCGGAGUCGGAGAUUUCUGCUAAAUUUUCAAGUAAAUCAAGAGCACUGUACGUAUGAAUACAUUAAUUUCAUACUAGUUGAUGAUAGAUAAUCAAGCUUUAAAGAGAAUGUACCCACUUUAGGGACUGGAAUGGACAAGUCUGCAAGAAAAAAAUAACACCAUGGCAACUGGAGUAUCUUGUAUUAAGCUGUAAGCUGUAGAGGGCAGAGAUAUCACACCAUGGGUCAAGAAGUACCACUUCUCAAUGAAUACAAGCAGGAUUUCUUCUGGAAGAGGCUCCCGCAAACCCUUCUCGGUGGUCCCAAGCUCAAGCUUGGUUUCCCUGCACCAGCCUACGUCUACAUCAACCAAGUCACGCUAUUCCUCCUGCCAUGGCUCCUGGGAGGCUUGUUCACCAUCCUGGUGGAGUUCAAUGUCCUGGAGGCAUACAUCGCUUACUAUGUCUACGGGGGCUCCAUGGUGAUAUACGUGCUAGCUGCACAGCUGAUUAGCCUGAUCGUCCAGCGAAGGGCAGACACGGUGGCCGCUUUUCAGAACACGAAUGUCCUUGCUGAAGAAGACGAAGUUGAGUUUGAUUCCUGCUGUGGGUACGAGACAUUCCAGUACAUUGUGCCUCUGAAGCGAUGGAAGACCAACAUACUCCUGCAUGCACUGGUAUCAGGGUUGAUGGGCGGGCUGGGAUUCUGGUACCUUCUGCCUUCUGUUCUGAAUCCCCUUUUUAAUAAUGUUGGAGCCACGGUUGUGCUCUUCAUAUUUGGAUGGUUAACAAUCUGCAUAGCACAGUAUCCUUUGAGCACAGGGUCACCUCCAGAACCUGCAUCAUUUAGAGCUAUUGAUACCCUGGAAUUGCUUCCACUGUUGAGACCUUGCUAUGUCCUUAUCUGCUUGUUUGUUCAUCUUGCUUGGAGCUUUGACACAUCUGCACUCCUCCUGUCCAACCAAAUUCUCCACGUUGUCUUCAUCUUUCUACCUGUGCUAUGGUGUUUGGGUAUCUUGCCUCCCAUUGAUGCUCUUGUUCUAUGGCUCAUGGAGCAGACCCUGGUCCAUUUCCUUGGAGGAUCACCCAUGGCUGGAGACCUCAGGUGCUGCCUCAUGUUCGUGAUCUCUGUCAUCAUCUCCGUGAUUGCUAAUUUCAUCCCGACCCCUCUUGCAAUUAUCGUCUUCUCUGCAUGCCUAGGAUACAUUCUAUCCCUCGACCUCAGUAUCCUGGCCAAUCAGGUAAUGGCUUUCAUCAAGCGAUGUAUCCAAAAACCAACCAAUCACAGCCCAUCACAUAAGAGGAAAUGCAGCCCUGAACAAGAUGCUCUCGAAGCCGACACCGAAUUAAAUGACGCAGGGCUGGGAUGGAGGUUUGGAUGGCGAGAACUACUAAUCAACACCUGUAUGGUGACAGUCGUAGGAGCUGUCUCAGGAGUCUGCGUGCAUUUCAGUUCCUCAGUAGCGCCUUCUGUUGUCAGAGGUCUUGGCUAUGCUGUCAUAUCAUUAAUGAUGCUAGUGAAGAUCAUGGGCAGCUGCCAGCAAGUGUUCAUAUUUUGGGGAAUGUUUAGAAACAAACUCUACCCAGACUCGAUCACCAGCACACAGAAAUACAGCAGCAGGAAAAGAAAACUGUACAGACUUGGCUUGAUAAAGAGAUUCCUAGUUGAUUUGAUUUGUCCUUUUAUCAUGGAAGCAUACCUUGGACUCAUAUUGGUCUAUACUGGGCUUUCAUUACCAUCUGUCUGGUUUGCAGUUGGAGCCGUUUAUUCAUUACGCAGGAUAUGGCAGCAUACAAGGAGCUCUUUAUUGGAUGUGUCUAUCCUUCACGUACUGCUUGAGCUGCGCCUGUACGGUGGACUGACUUAUGUUUCCUGGUGGCCUACCGACUUUGGUCUUCAGCUGAUCCUAAUUGGUUUUCUACACUCUUGGAUCUGUCAAAGCCUGCACAAGGUCUACUGUUACCUGACCAUCCUCAUCACGUCCUACACCAUCGAGAAGCAACGGAGGAAGUCGUCCCUCCCGCUUAUCGUCAUCUCCAUCAUUCUCUUUCCAAUUGUCUUGGCAACCAUAAUGGCUUCCAGUAUCAUGUCGGCCCCUGUAUUACCCCUCUUUACCCUGCCGAUCUUGCUCAUUGGGUUCCCGAGACCACUUAGGUCAUGGCCUGGGGCGGUUGGUGCAGCUGCCAAUGUCUGUGCAGAUACUGUAUAUUACAAGCAGCUGGAGAGAAGCCUUAAAGGAGUGCUCAGGAGAGCAGUGGCCACAGGCAGUUUGGGUGAGAUCUCACCUGGAUCAUUCCUCCUACUGCGGUUCCAGGAUCGCAUGGCGUGGCUUCAGGUCUUAGAAUGUGGUUAUGGCUUCAUGACCAUCAGUCUGAAGGGAAUGGAACUGCAGGAGACCUCAUGUCACACAGUGGAGGCAGCCCGUCUGGACGACAUCUUUGAGGUAGCUUUCACUCAUCCGAAGGAGAAGUUCCCAGUGUGUUCCCUCAACCAGUUCCCCAUGCACACCUUGACUCCAGUGGAUGCGCAGCCUGUGGACACCUACUCAGAUGCUAGAAAUGUUUUGACUGGUAUCAUAGACUCCCCAUAUACUUUAGAGAUGGUUGAUUCUUGUUUUAUCAAAACCCUUGUGUGGUUGCUUCUGAGACAUAAUUGUGCCAAAAGAAAAGACCUACCCACUCCCUCAUCAACUAAUUCAGAUUUCAAUGCGGGUAAUAUUAAUGGAAGAGGAAGUGUGAGUAGUAGAACAAGACUUGUGCAGACAAACAGAAUCGUCAGUGUCAGUGAAGACAGUGGACGAGCUGAGUCAAUACAGUCUAAACCUAUGAGCAGUCAGGCCAAUAAGCAUGGUCAGACAAAGAGGAAGUCUUUAGUAGGUUCUUGGCAUAGCCUCGAUAGUUGGGAUGAUGAUCCUCUAGAGCUUGAAGUAAUGAACGCCAAACCCAAAUUAAAUUCAAGUGCAAAUAAGAAGGAAGCUCAGGUACUCAAGGAACCUGCUGGCCUCCCUGGUGCAAUCUCAGACAUUUCAGAUGAUGAAGUGGAUGGAGUCGAUGAUCUUCUGAAUGAAUUUGAAUUUGGUUUGCCUGCAGUGGACAUCCAUGCUCCUAAGAAGACAACCCCUGCAACCAAGAACAGUCCUUUUGCCCAAAGAAAGAUAAAUCUGAACACAUCUGCUCAGUUCUCGUCUCCUCACUCGUCAAAGUUAAGCUUACCCCUUAAAUGGCGGGAGAUCCCCCUCGACCAGAGCCUCCUAGCCCCUCUCCUGCAGAAGUUCCCACUUGAGUGGUACAAGCAUGUCAUCGGUCAACUCGGAAUCGAGUCCAACAAGUCUCCUGGGGACACUACAACAGAGAUAUCAUCAGAUGAAGCCCUGACUACCAUGUAUGCCAAUCUGGUCAUGGCUUGCUAUGGCAUCGUCAAUGUUUUUGGACUGGGAGGAGUGUCUGCAGUAGCGGCCGGAGCUAGUCAUGUCUACAAGGUGUAUUCAGGUGAUAUCCCGUGGUCCAUGAACCAGGAGUGGCUGACAUCUGAUGAAGAACUCCAUGAAAUCGUGUUGCAGGCAUACAGGUUUGCUUUCAAGUUGGCUUAUGACCAGACUGUCCUUGGUGAAGCCUCAGACCUUGAUGAAAUCGUUGAAUACCUUCAGGAGUAUGAGAGCGAGUGGUACAUGGGAAGAGAUACUGAUGCAGAAUGGGUAGAAGCUGUCCGGAACAAUAAACCAAGGCUCUUCUCACUCAUCUAUGAUGCCAAUGAAAACACUUACAAUGGACGUGUUCUCUCCAGACAGCCUGUAGUGGUUCACAUUGGAAAGCUCAACUCUGAGAUGGUUCGUUCACUUUGGUCUUCACUCUCCUUGGAACUCUUCUACUUCACCAACGAUGACGAGGAGAGAUACAGCAUCCAAGCACAUCCUGUCAUCCUCAGGAACCUGACCGUCCAAGCUGCCGAUCCACCCCUAGGAUACCCGAUCUAUGCCUCGGAGCCCCUCUCUAUUCCCACAUGGUAGGCCUUUCAUUGCUUGCUUUAGAACUCUUCUGAUCUUCCAACAAUUAUGAGAAGGGAUACAGCAUCCAGGCACAUCCCAUCAUCCUCGGAAACCUGACUGUCCAAGCUGCAGAUCCCCGAUCUAUGCCUCAGAACCUCUCUCUGUCCCCACAUGGUAGGCCUGUCAGUAUUUACUUUCAGUCCUCCAUCAUCAUCUCAAGGGAGAGAUAAAAGUUACAGACUUAAAAAAAUAAAAGAUACUUCUUGAGUCUGUUGCAAGAAGGAAUUGAAAUCAAAUGCAACUUGGAAGAAUGAGCAAAGUUUCCAAAUGAGCAUUUUUGAUAAAUUGAAAUUCAAUUUGCAUUUGAUUCUUUUACUUUUUUAGAAUUGCAACUCAUUUUGUAAUGUCUCCCUGUUCCAGAAAGUUGAUCCUCUUCUUGGCUUUCUGGUAAUGCCUCCAAGUAAUGAUAAAUGGUUUUUUUUUAAGUGGCUUUUUUAGAUAAUUGAAGCACUGUUCAAUGCACAUAAUCAAAUUGUGGAGUCAGACUAAUGAUAUAUCCUUGAAUGAUCAUAGAAUAAAAUGUUGAUGAGGUUAUCAUUUCAGCUGUUUAAUUAUGUUUAACAAUCAUGUAUUUCAUAUAAUAUAUAUUAAGAAACUACAUAAAUUUAUGUGAAGAUUUAGUUCCUUAUUUACAAUCAGGACAUUAUUUUGUAUAUUUUAUCUAUUUUGCUCUUAAAAGAAUGUGUCGCUCAAUGUGAAGAGUAUACUGAGCUAUUUGCAUGCAUGUUUUAAUUUUUUUGUCAUAAACUACAUUUCAAUGUUUGAUAUGUUUGGUUUAUGCAAACAUCAGAAAAAUUAAAUGUUAGAGGGAAAGAAACUGUAAAAUGGACAUGGUACUGUUUCUAUAUACGUCUAUGCCAUGAUAUUAAUUCUUAUCUACAAUAUGUUUUGUGGCUGAUUGAAUGCUUUGUAAUCCUCGAUACAUGCAUGAAUGCAUUUUUUUUUUUGGAGGGGUAAUUUCACAGAAAUUAAGUUUAUUAAUGAAUAUCUGUCGCUGAGAUCGGGGGGGGGGGGGUGUCUUAGGAGAUCUUAAGACUAAACUCGUUGGACAAACAAGGGCUCCUUUUUUACAUCUUUCAAUUCUAUUCCAGUGUGUGCAAAUAUCAGUGCAAUUCUUACAAACCAUGACCUUGUUGAAUUUGUAGUAUUAUUUUGAAAUUGCAUUCUUACAUGUAGUGGCAUAUUCAUUUUGAUUUCCAUUACUCUUUCUAUUCCGUCCUCAGAUUUUAAUGUAAAGAUUGCAUACUAAAAUCAGAUGAAUGCGUAAGUUUAGAAACUUUAUUCAGAGUAUGGUUGGUAACUUUUCCAGGCUAGAAUCCAUAUGGGUCACAAAAUGAUAUUUAACUCUGGAGAAAUUUAAAAUACUAUCAUAAGAGGAAAAUAAUAAAUUAUUCACAUUUUUUGAUAUGGUUAAAAACUGCAUGAGGGACUUAUGCAAAGCUGUGUGUUCUAUGCAUUAUUCCAUCCUGCCACUCUACAUUGUAUAGCGAAACAUGUUGACGUUUUUUGCAGGGGGGGGGGGGGUCAUUUUAUUAUUACUUGAAUAAAGAAGAAAAAAAAGGAUACUCGAGUCUUGGGGGAUUUUACAUUCAGUACUUCAGUAUCAAAGAGUGAUAGAUUUUUUUAUAUUUCUUUAGGUUUAGGCAUUUUUUUUUUUUACAGUGAAUAGUGUGCGAGAUUAGGCAUUUAGUUGAGAAUCCUACAAUGUUGAGAUGCUCUACCAAAAAUAUAAUGGAUGAUCCAUCUUUUUGAUGUUACAUUGCAUGACAUAGGCUCAUGUCAUGAAGCUUAGCAAUAGUUCAGAGUUAAUGGGAUAUACUACGACAAAUAAAAUUCUGGGUAUUAGAGGCAAGCAACUUUCUUUUGUAAGGUGGCCAAAAAUGCGGGCUACUCAAAAUUCCCUUCAAAAGUUAGAGAAAAUUUUUAAAAAGUUUUGUGGACAAACUUGUGUUGGACUUUUUUUAGACUUCAAGGGAGCUAUUUGGUCUGCAAGCAGUUCAUCUACUUCGCAGAUAGUCUAAGACACCGUUCUCACUACCUUCUUAAAACUAGUUUAGUGGAAACUAGUUUAACGUGUAAUGAGAACGGUCAAAGCGAUCUUCCAAACCGGUUCAUAUAAAACCACCUCGCGAUGUAGUUUUCAAGAUCGCUUUGCCUUGUUAAACUGGUUUUAGCGUGAGGACACAAGCGAUCUUUGCACAUAUUGAGCGCGCUACCCCACACACUGUGUGUAGAAUGCCUACGCUGCGGUUUAGAAUUUCGCGUGAAACGCGUCACCCAACUGACAGCGUUCCCAUAGCAACAAGAUCGCUUUACGUGAAGUGAUUUUGAAAACCACUUUCGGGUGAUCAAAUGGGAACGCUAGCAAAGCGAUCUUCCAAACUGGUUUCCUGAACCGGUUUGCAGGAAACUAGUUUUAGAAAGUGUAGUGAGAACGGGGUCUAAUACCUCAUGGGUGUAACUCCUGAUUGACAUUUGAUCUACUCUACACUUGGUCCAAUACCCACUCUUAAUUCUUAUUCAACUAAAUACUCACAUGGUCUAAUUUCCACUUUGCUAAUAAUUUUACAAGUUUUCAAAUGAAAAUUCAGUUCAUAAAUAGUUCAUCUAAACUUGUAGACCAAAUGAUGUUGGACCCAAUUUAGACUACAGACCCAGUCAGCAAUCUUUGAGCAUAGUUUACACUCGAUUUUACACUCGAGCAAGAACAAAGGAAAUGGUCCAGUGAAUCUAUUGUUCUAUUGUUCUGGCUUGGUCACUCUAUUGUUCUGGACCCGAGUGUAAACUAUGCUCAAAGAUUGCUGACUGCCACUGUAUAUGGGUAUCGCGUUUCUAGCAAUUAGACAAAGUGGUAAAUGAGAUAAAUGUUAAAUGGUAAGCAAACUAUUUUUAGAUGAAUUAGGAUUAGAUCAUGUGGGAAGAGUUCGAACUCAGAGUAGACAAAGCAGAUAUAGACCAAGUGACAAUUCAUGUCACAAUAUCAGGGUCCCGUUUCAUAAAGACUUGUUAUGAUGACAAAUGAACAAUCGGCCAAUCAGAUUGAAGGAUUACAGUAGCUUUUAACUGUUAUUGCAAAUUUGUUACUAUAACAAGUUUUAUGAACUGGACCCAUGAACACUGAAUAAUGCUAGCUUGUCAUAUAUCUAUUUUGUCUUAUAUAUAGUAUUGUGAAAAUGUAAAUAAAAAAAGAACUAUCAUCUCAGAUCACACUAAUCACCUUGAUAUUCAUAGUAUUUUGUAUUUAAAGGAAAAUUAUUGAAGAUAUUUGUAUAUAUUCAUUUUAUUAAAAUGUCUGAUUAAAUAUGA
Lytechinus pictus (painted urchin) is the source of this 7561-nucleotide messenger RNA. Its product is annotated as pecanex-like protein 4. Gene Ontology annotation, cellular component: membrane. NCBI's taxonomy places the organism in Eukaryota, Metazoa, Echinodermata, Echinoidea, Temnopleuroida, Toxopneustidae. The transcript is spliced from 10 exons. The coding region runs from base 452 to 4216 and encodes 1254 amino acids. The record is from RefSeq and is a predicted model, not a curated record.